CUAGUUCUAGAAUAUGUGCCGAACGGGGAACUGUUCUGCAAACUGACUUAUUUCCCCUUGGACUUAUUCGGAUAUAUCUAGCGGAAAUCGCACUGGCUAUUGACUUUCUCCACAAUGCUGGUGUAAUUUAUCGUGACGUUAAGCCGGAAAACAUUCUGCUGACUGCCGAUUUCCACAUAAAACUAACUGAUUUCGGGCUUAGCAAGUGGCUGCGCUUGGGUGCAACUACGCGAACAAUGUGCGGCACUUUCCAAUAUAUGGGUACGAUUUAAAGAAAAAUUAAUCAACCACAAAUAACCAUACCUUUAAGAAUACAUUAAAAGUGUCCAGUCAUACCGUGGCAUACGGCAACUAUUUAAAAAGUAACAACUAAAAGAAAAUGUUAUUUAACAGACAACCAAAUAAGCAAAUCGAUUUCUGAAAACGCAAAUUUGUGCAAAAAACAAUCAACUAAAAUAGACUAUUUUUAGAUCAGGCGAAUAAUAGCACCCAGCACUAACAAAAAAAAAAAACCCCAAAACUAUCACCGCAUUCGAAAUAUCAAAACAAAUUUUCGUUAAGUUGAAAAGAAUUCCCGUAACAACUAUUUAAAGAGCAAAACUGUAAAAAUAUUAAAUUGUAUUCUGAAAUUUCCUCACGCACUUUAUUAAUAUUUAAGCGCUUAAGAUAGUGUUAAGAUAUUCAUUUUGAUUGUUGCGUCAAAAUUUCAUAAACUUCAAUUCAACAAACUGCUGCCUCAGCUCAAGGUAAUUUCACACGCCUCCUAAUUCGAAAAUGAAUGCCCGCUCGCAGGUCUUUGACCUCACUAUCGAGGGUCGUCAAGUAGACGAGGCUGUUGCCAGCAUCUUUCAUACGGUGCUUUUUCAUCGCUGCCAAGGAAAGUAUAUGUAUACGGGGGAUGCUCAAUAUUCUAUCGGCACAAUCGGCUACACCGAUGUGGACUGCGACUUCAUUGACUUCACCUAUGUGUGCUGCACCUCCGACAGUCUGCUGCGCACCGUCAAACGAGCUAUCAACGUGUUCAGUGAGAAAUUGCGUUCGAACGAAAGCUGCGGCUCAGGCCAAAUAAGUUUAGAAUUUUUUCAAAAGCGUAAAUCACGCUGGCUGUUCCAACAGGAAUGCAUACCCUGGGAAGUGUGGACUGUUCAUUUAGAUCUCAUCAAAUACGAAAACGAAGACGAUCGCCAGCUCAGCCGUGAGAAUGUCUCAGAUUUACUAACUGAAAAAGUGAUAUAUAUUACGGAGCUCAUGAAUCGAUCGGAUUAUGUACCGAAGACACCGAGCCAAAGUGAGCUGGAUCUCAUUUUUGACACUUCGUAUCCCGAUGUUCAGCCGUAUUUGUUUAAAUUUGAUUACUCGACUGCAGGCUCCCAGACACCGUCGGUCACCAACGCUGUUAAAAAGAUUUUCAAGGAGACAUUUACGUUGUGACGUGUGGUGGUCGCGAGUGAGCGCAGCCACCGCCAACAACCACAACAACAAGAGCAGCAGCAGCAAUCAUUGAAGAAAAAUAUCGUGAAACUACAGCCUGUGUGUGCUAAGGAUACGAUUGUUGUAGCGAGUGGAAAGUACUUCAGUGGUGGCACAAGUAUUAUGAUUUCUCAACAUGCCGAGCGCGCAGUAGUUCAACAAUUGUCGGCGAUGCAAAUGAGCUGCAAGCACCGCACCAGUCCUCCACCUAUGUCGGUGAUAAGGUUGGCGAGCGAAAAUCAAUUUUGGCUGUUUUGGGCGGUUUGAUUUUGUUAUUCUUGUGUAAGCAUAAUCGCCUCGGGCCAUUUUAAUUGGACUCAAUUAACCACUGCACACAAUACAAUGCAUAUUCAAGCAUAUGGAUACUAUAUUUAGUUGCUAACCCUAAUUUUAAUGUUAAUUGUUUACGGCUGUAUUUAUUGGCACACUGAAGAAACCGAAAAAGAAACCAACGUCAAGAGGCACUCAGUUUAUGAAGAGUAAAUAAAUUAGAAUAAAUAAUUGUCUACAAUCUGACUAAAUACAAAAUUCUACAACAGAAUGGCUACCAUCGCAUCUUAAA
Messenger RNA from Rhagoletis zephyria (snowberry fruit fly), 2032 nucleotides. It is a transcript of the gene Atg101, whose product is annotated as autophagy-related protein 101. Gene Ontology annotation, cellular component: phagophore assembly site; Atg1/ULK1 kinase complex. Gene Ontology annotation, molecular function: protein kinase binding. The record is from RefSeq and is a predicted model, not a curated record. Gene Ontology annotation, biological process: autophagosome assembly; autophagy. Lineage: Eukaryota; Metazoa; Arthropoda; Insecta; Diptera; Tephritidae.